This is a messenger RNA of Dentiscutata heterogama, 147 nucleotides long. The record is from the annotation of a GenBank genome assembly. Lineage: Eukaryota; Fungi; Glomeromycota; Glomeromycetes; Diversisporales; Gigasporaceae.
AUUUUGGAAAAUGAAAAAACAAAAAAAGGCCAACUUAUCCAAUAUUCUGGUGAAAGUUAUUUAACAGGAUUUCCAACUCGUGAUAAUAUAGUUAUAGAAAAUGAUGAGGGUUUAUCUGCAAUUCUUAAUAAUGCUUUGGCUAAAUGA